UUUACCCUGAGCUCCUCUGUGAAUGAACAUAGGAGGACUCACCCUGGAGAAAAAUCUCAUAAAUGUGCUGAAUGUGGAAAAUGCUUCAAACGAAACUCUUCUCUUGUUUUGCAUUAUCGAACUCAUACUGGAGAGAAACCUUAUAGCUGUAAUGAGUGUGGAAAAUCCUUCUCCAAGAACUACAAUCUGAUUGUACAUCAAAGGAUCCAUACAGGAGAGAAGCCGUAUAAGUGCAAUAAAUGUGGGAAAGCUUUCAGUGAUGGGUCAGCUCUGACACAACACCAGAGAAUUCACACGGGUGAGAAACCUUAUGAAUGUCUAGAAUGUGGGAAAACCUUUAACCGAAAUUCAUCCCUUAUUUUACAUCAAAGAACUCAUACAGGGGAAAAACCAUAUAGAUGUAAUGAGUGUGGGAAACCCUUUACUGACAUCUCUCAUCUCACAGUGCAUCUCAGGAUCCACACUGGGGAGAAACCCUAUGAGUGUAGCAAAUGUGGAAAGGCUUUUCGAGAUGGCUCAUACCUCACCCAACAUGAGAGGACUCACACUGGAGAGAAGCCCUUUGAAUGUGCAGAAUGUGGGAAAUCCUUCAAUCGCAACUCUCACCUCAUUGUGCAUCAAAAAAUACAUUCUGGGGAGAAACCCUAUGAAUGUAAGGAAUGUGGAAAAACUUUCAUUGAGAGUGCAUACCUCAUCAGGCACCAGAGAAUUCACACUGGUGAGAAACCCUAUGGCUGUAACCAGUGUCAGAAACUUUUUAGGAACAUUGCUGGCCUCAUCCGGCACCAAAGGACUCAUACUGGUGAGAAGCCCUAUGAGUGUAAUCAGUGUGGCAAAGCUUUCAGGGAUAGCUCCUGUCUGACUAAGCACCAGAGAAUUCACACUAAGGAGACUCCAUACCAGUGUCUGGAAUGUGGGAAAUCCUUCAAGCAGAACUCUCACCUGGCAGUACACCAGAGACUCCAUAGUAGGGAGGGUCCCAGUCAGUGUCCUCAGUGUGGGAAAACAUUCAGAAGGAACUCAUCUCUUGUUCGACAUCAAAGAACACACCCUGGAGAGCAAUCCAUGGAGACAUAAUGAACAUGGGCUACACUGUUCUCCCAACUUGCUUUUGGAAACCUACAUGAAAUAGGUGUGUAUUCAGAUGUGACUCUUUCCUGAUUAGUAGAAAACAAUUCCCUAAGCUAUUUAGUGAAUAGAUGAAUGUGAGGCAUCCCUUGGCCUUAUUGUUAAAUCUGUUAACUAGGAAAUUCCUGGAGACAAUAGGAUGGAAAUAAAUGUAGAAAAGGCUUCAGGGUGAUCCAGCCUAUGCCAAACACGAUUAUACACUGUAAUAAAAUUGUGAGAAUGUGAGGAAGAUAGUUCCAUGGAUGAGUGGAAAUAGUUCCACUCAUUUCUUUAUCAGAACGCUAAAACUGAGAAGAACCUGUGAAUGUAUUUGGUAAUUGGUAUAAGGGAUUUUUAAUAGGGAGUACCCACCCUAUUGUAUAUAAACAAACUCUUACUAGAAUGAAACGUAAGCAUAAGCAGGAAGGAAAGCUUUUGGCAGGAGCUCUUACUGUCUUUUCUGUACCAGCAAAGAUGUACUGAUAAGAAGUUCCACACAACGUUCCACCUCACAACAACAGAAUUAUAUUUAGAGUUUGCUG
Tupaia belangeri chinensis (Chinese tree shrew) is the source of this 1649-nucleotide messenger RNA. Its product is annotated as zinc finger protein 329. The annotation marks the transcript as partial. The transcript has a single exon. Gene Ontology annotation, molecular function: DNA-binding transcription factor activity, RNA polymerase II-specific; RNA polymerase II cis-regulatory region sequence-specific DNA binding. Gene Ontology annotation, biological process: regulation of transcription by RNA polymerase II. NCBI's taxonomy places the organism in Eukaryota, Metazoa, Chordata, Mammalia, Scandentia, Tupaiidae. The record is from RefSeq and is a predicted model, not a curated record.